This is a messenger RNA of Rotaria sp. Silwood2, 756 nucleotides long. NCBI's taxonomy places the organism in Eukaryota, Metazoa, Rotifera, Eurotatoria, Philodinida, Philodinidae. The record is from the annotation of a GenBank genome assembly.
AUGAAAUUUUCUCGAAGUACAACUAUUGCUCGAACGAUAGCCGGUAAGAACAUAUCUGAAUAUGGUCCUGAUUUUUUGUGCGAACCUUCAAAUGUGAUUUACGACCAUAAGGCAAAGAGUUUUAUUAUUUCUGACUAUAAUAAUCGACGAGUAUUGCGAUUGUUUCAAAAACGUGGCGCAUGUCCAGAGGCAAUCAUUAGAGGCAGCGGAUAUUAUGGGUUAGCUAUGGAUGAUGAAGAUUUUCUCUAUGUUUCUGAUACCGAACAGCAUGAAGUUAGACGAUAUCGGUCAGACGGCCGCCAUGGAAAAGUCGUAGCAGGUGGCAAUGGACAGGGUAGCAAUCGCAAUCAACUCAACCAUCCGACAUACAUUUUUGUUGGACCAGAUCAAGCUGUGUAUGUGUCGGAUACUUGGAAUGAUCGCGUAGUAAAAUGGGACAAGGAUGCAACAAGUGGUGUUGUCGUGGCUGGUGGUCAUGGCAAAGGAAAAGAUGGCGCACAAUUGCAUUAUCCUACAGGAUUGGUCAUCGAUCAGUUGGGCACAAUCUAUGUAGCUGACUAUUGGAACCAUCGAGUCAUGCAAUGGUCCAAGGGUGCCUCACACGGAAAAAUGAUUGCGGGCAAUAGAUUCUUUGCAGGACACAAGGCAAAUCAAUUAAAUGGUCCCGAAGGUUUGGCAUUCGACGGAUCUGGUAAUCUUUAUGUAGCUGAUUCAAAUAAUCAUCGAAUCCAACGAUUUCUUAUUCAGACUGUUUGA